Molecule: messenger RNA, 1123 nt
Organism: Cuscuta epithymum
Lineage: Eukaryota; Viridiplantae; Streptophyta; Magnoliopsida; Solanales; Convolvulaceae
Source: the annotation of a GenBank genome assembly
GGGGUAUCAAUCAAGGAAAUCGAUGAAAAAAGAUAUGAACCGUGUGCUGGAAGAUGGAGCUUGGGUGUUUGAGAGAGAUUUAGUGUUGUUGAAAGCAGUUCAACCAGAUGAUAUUCCUGAAAAACUAAUUUUAUUUGAGGCAGACUUUUGGGUUCAAGUGCAUAAUGUUCCUCAAAAAUUUAGAAAUCUGAUUUCUGCUAAGCACAAUGGGAAUUUUAUUGGCUCUUUUAUAAAGUUUGAUGAGAACAGUUAUGGAGAUAAAAAGAAAUCUUUCUUGAGAAUCAGAAUCUGUAUGGAUGUUAGGAAGCCCCUGAAAAAGGGCACUUCUCUGAAGAAGGAAGGAAAGGGACAUUGGGUUGAUUUUAAGUAUGAGAAACUACCCAAUUUCUGUUUCAUAUUGGGGUAGUUGGGCAUUCGGAUAAGUUUUGCUCGUUACGAUAUGAGGAAGGAAUUAUUAUUGAAAAAUCUUUUGGAGUUGAGCUUAGGGCAGGAGGAGUAAAGACUAGCCUUGCAUGCCCUAAUAAGUGGUUCGUAGAAGACCCUGUCAGCUUCAGGGGAGCCGGACAGCAAAGGAAGACUGAGCUCGAGGAGGAGCAAUCGGCUGAGACAGGGGUUAGUGCUUCAAAACAAGGCGCGGAUGAUAUGGAAGGGGAACUAGGAGAGACAAAACACAGGAGAAUAUGGGAGGACAAGCUUAAAGAGGAUACAGGGAACGAAGACAUGACACUUGAUAGGCCAAAAAAUGGGGAGGUGGCGGGUCAGACCUCCUAGACCCGUCGAUUUGCAGUGGAUGGUUUUGUUUAAGAUUUCGAGGGCUGGAGUUUAUUUUAUUUUCCUUAGGUUUUAUUUACACGAGUUAUCUGUUUUGUUAUGUUUUUAUUCUUUUGUUUACUGUGAAACUCUUGCACUAGGUUUGGAGGUCGAAAGGUCUGCGGUAGGCGUCGUUAGUUUUAAUUUGCCCAAAUUCGGUCUAACGAGUUAUAUUGCUUUGUUUAAGGUGAUUAACUCAGAGUCUCGUCUAUGGGCGGAUGGCUACAUGCGGUCCUUUCACAUUCUUGUACUCCUGUUGUUUGCUAUCUUAAUGAUAUAAGCGCCUUACGAUAAAUAAAAAAAUAAAAGUUAU